This is a messenger RNA of Drosophila busckii, 340 nucleotides long. RefSeq names its product ryncolin-1-like. The record is from RefSeq and is a predicted model, not a curated record. NCBI's taxonomy places the organism in Eukaryota, Metazoa, Arthropoda, Insecta, Diptera, Drosophilidae. The transcript is spliced from 3 exons. The coding region runs from base 21 to 251 and encodes 76 amino acids.
CAUACAUAUGGAGAGAUUCAAUGGCUCCACUUACUUUGCACGCUACAGUGAUUUUAGAAUCUGAUUCUGGCGGUUGUGCCAAGAAAUACUACGGAGGCUGGUGGUAUAAGGGUCAUAACUGGCAUUGUUCAUUUUCCAAUUUGAAUGGCAAAUACUUUCAAAGCGAAAAGGAAUCCAAUUUGGCCGUUUAUUGGGGCCAGGAGUUCUCGUUGCUAACAGUGAAAAUGCUCAUACGCCCCUUUGGCAAAUAAGUAUACGCAACAUAUUUUAAAGCAACAUUCAAAUAAAUGCCAGCGCUUAACUGAAAAAAAUCUUUAAGCGGCUUUGAUAGCAAACAAGA